Messenger RNA from Xiphophorus maculatus (southern platyfish), 4390 nucleotides. RefSeq names its product sodium channel protein type 2 subunit alpha-like. The record is from RefSeq and is a predicted model, not a curated record. The transcript is spliced from 27 exons. Gene Ontology annotation, cellular component: axon; voltage-gated sodium channel complex; plasma membrane. Gene Ontology annotation, biological process: membrane depolarization during action potential; neuronal action potential; sodium ion transmembrane transport. Gene Ontology annotation, molecular function: voltage-gated sodium channel activity. Lineage: Eukaryota; Metazoa; Chordata; Actinopteri; Cyprinodontiformes; Poeciliidae. Bases 500 to 4390 code for a protein of 1296 amino acids.
CGCCCCGACACGCACCAAGCCCUGCGCUCCGUCUGCACUCAGCGCGGCUCCGGUUCUCCUGCUGCGGAGGGAAAUCUGACCCGGGAACCUCCGGAACCAGCUCGGGACUUCCUACCUGUUCAGCCAUCAGCUGCCCGACCCCCCGCUGAGGACCCGCCGACACCCGGCCGCCUGUUUGUGGAGUUACCGGAGUUUUUGAGCGGGGCGAUGCGGGAGCGGGCGGAGUGAAGCCGCCCGCCCGGUGCGCGCUGCCUGUUCCCCGGGUGGAGAGGCGCGCAGCUCCCCGCCGCUCCUCUUCAUCACCGCUUCUUCAUCGGUUUGGAUUUUAACCCCGCGGGUCGGCCGGAGCUGUCCGCCCAUGGAUCCGCCGCUCCGCGCUUCCUGUGCGGGUCAGUGAGCGGGACGCAGCGGGAUGUUGUGAUUUAAACCCGCAGCUUUUACCGCAGGACUUUCACAUCUGGUAUACCGGGCCAGUUAGCAGCAGGAUCAGGAUGAGAAGAUGGCUGGCUAUGUGUUUCCAAUGGGACCAGAGAGCUUUAAGCGCUUCACGCCGGACUCCCUGGCGGCCAUCGAACAGCGCAUGGCCCAGGAGGAGGCCCGACGCAAAAAGCAGUACCAGGAGGACCUGGGCGAUGUGGAGCUGCCCCGGCCCCGGCCCGACCUGGAGGCGGGGAAGCAGCUGCCCCGGAUCUUUGCCGACAUCCCGUCUCACCUGGUGGGCGUCCCCCUGGAGGACAUCGACCCCUACUACUUCAGAGACAAGAGGACUUUCAUAGUGCUGAACAAAGGGAAGGCCAUCUUCCGCUUCAGCGCCACGUCGGCGCUCUACAUGUUCAGCCCGUUCCACCCCAUCCGCCGGCUCGCCAUCCGGAUCCUGGUCCAUUCUUUGUUCAGUUUGUUCAUCAUGUGCACCAUCCUGACCAACUGCUGCUUCAUGGCCAUGUCGGAGCCGGCCAACUGGGCCAAGUACCUGGAGUACACCUUCACAGGUAUUUACACCUUCGAGUCGCUCAUCAAGAUCCUGGCCAGAGGCUUCUGCGUGGGCCCCUUCACCUUCCUGAGGGACCCCUGGAACUGGCUGGACUUCAGCGUCAUCGUGAUGGCAUAUGUCACUGAGUUUGUGGACCUGGGUAAUGUGUCAGCCUUAAGGACGUUCAGGGUGCUGCGCGCGCUCAAAACCAUCUCAGUCAUCCCAGGCCUGAAGACGAUCGUCGGCGCUCUGAUCCAGUCGGUGAAGAAACUCGCUGACGUCAUGAUCCUCACCGUUUUCUGCCUGAGCGUCUUCGCCCUCAUCGGCCUGCAGCUGUUCAUGGGAAACCUGCGACAGAAAUGCGUCCGCAGCACGGAGCACUGCAUCAACGGCAGCCUGCCGGCCAACACCUCCUUCUUCUGCAAUAACAAGACCUGGGCCUCCAUCAAGGACUUCAUCGAAGACGAAGAUAAUUUCUACAAAGUGGAAGGAGCCAAGGAUGCCUUAAUCUGUGGAAACAGCAGCGACGCAGGGAAGUGUCCCGAUGGGUUCGACUGCCUGAAGACGGGCAGAAACCCAAACUACGGCUACACCAGCUUCGACACGUUCGGCUGGGCCUUCCUGUCGCUGUUCCGGCUGAUGACCCAGGAUUACUGGGAGAACCUCUACCACCACACGCUGCGGUCGGCCGGGAAGACCUACAUGGUGUUCUUCGUGGUGGUCAUCUUCCUGGGCUCCUUCUACCUGAUCAACCUGAUCCUGGCCGUGGUCGCCAUGGCGUACGAGGAGCAGAACCAGGCCACCAUCGCCGAGGCGUGUCAGAAGGAGCGCGAGUUCCAGCAGGCCAUGGAGAGACUGAAGAAAGAGCAGCAGAUGGCGGCGCAGAAACCGCCGGACUCCGACUCCCUGACCUCACCAGACCUCUCACCUCUUGGCCCGCCAUUGGAUAGCUCUGAGGAGCGGAGGCGGAGCCAGGCGCUGAUGGGUGUGGCCGACGGGGAGGGGAACCUGUCGGAGGAGAAGCUGCUGCAGGUGGACUUGAUGGACGGGGGAAAGGCCCUCCAUCCUCUCCUCGCUCGCUCCUUCUCCACGCGGACGCGACGAAGCAGUCAGGUGUCGUCCAUCUUUAACUUCCGGCUGAGGAGCCGAGGGUCGGAAGGCGAGAUGGCGGACGAUGAGUUCAGCGUUCCCGGCGACGUGGUGGAUGGCGUCGGUGGCAGGACGUACAGCGGCGGGACGUUCAGCGGCAUCCUGACCAACCCCUGGCCCAAACGCAGACUCAGCACCUACAGCACGGCCAGCAGGAACUCCCAGGUGUUUUAUCCCACCCUGAACGUCAACGGGAAGCUGUUCGUCUCCAUGGACCAGAACGGGGUCUCCCCGCCGCCGCUGCAGGGGCAGCUGCCUACCUGCACCAUGGAGAAGGUCAAGGAGGAGAGCGUCCCGACGUCCACCACGGAGCUCAGCACCAUGCUGCUGCCUCGACCUUCGUCCACGCAGGGGUCAGAGCGGAGGGGGAGGGCUAUGAGUGCCGCCAGCUACCUGACCGACGUCAUGGAGGAACUGGAGGAGUCCCAUAAGAAGUGCCACCCCUGCUGGUACGUGUUCGCCCACCGAUACCUGGUGUGGGAGUGCUCCCCCUCCUGGCUGCGGCUGAAACAGCUGGUGAAGAUCAUGGUGAUGGAUCCCUUCCUGGACCUGGCCAUCACCGUCUGCAUCGUCCUCAACACGCUCUUCAUGGCCAUGGAGCAUUACCCAAUGACGGACGAGUUCAACGGCAUGCUGAGCAUCGGAAACCUGGUUUUCUCGGGGAUCUUCACAGCGGAGAUGGUUCUGAAGAUCAUCGCCUUGGACCCGUACUACUACUUCCAGACGGGCUGGAACAUCUUCGACAGCAUCAUCGUGUGCCUCAGCCUCAUGGAGCUCGGAUUGUCUGAUGUGGAGGGGCUCAGCGUCCUGCGCUCCUUCCGGCUGCUGCGUGUUUUUAAGCUGGCCCGCUCCUGGCCGACCCUCAACACGCUCAUCAAGAUCAUCGGGAACUCCAUGGGCGCCCUGGGCAACCUGACGCUGGUCCUCGCCAUCAUCGUCUUCAUCUUCGCCGUGGUGGGGAUGCAGCUGUUCGGGAAGAACUACCAGGAGUGUGUGUGUAAGAUCUCCAAGGACUGCGUCCUCCCCCGCUGGCACAUGAAGGACUUCUUCCACUCCUUCCUCAUCGUGUUCCGGGUUCUGUGCGGCGAGUGGAUCGAGACCAUGUGGGACUGCAUGGAGGUGGCGGGGCAGCCGCUCUGCAUCCUCGUCUUCAUGCUGGUCAUGGUUAUCGGAAACCUGGUGCUGCUGAACCUCUUCCUGGCUCUGCUCCUCAGCAGCUUCAGCUCCGACAACCUCUCUGCCCCAGAUGAAGACGGGGAGAUGAACAACCUCCAGAUCGCCAUCCACCGGAUCACUCUGGGCCUGGGCUGGUGCCGCCGACAGGUGGCGGACUUCUUCAACGGGAACCUGAAGCGGCGGCGGCAGAAACGAAAAGAGGCCAAAGCCAUGAUGAAGCUGAAACGGCUGAGCACCGUUCACACUGAGGCCAACGGCGCCGUCAUCGGCCGCCAUGUGGAGAAGUAUGUGGUUCCGGAGGACGACAGCUACAUGACCAACCCCAACCUGACCAUCAGCGUUCCCAUCGCCCCCGGAGAAUCCGACGUGGAGUUUCCGGAGGAAGAGGAGGAGGAGGAAGAGGAGGAAGGUCAGGAGGAGCAGAGCGAGGGGUCCGAGGGAGACGAGGAGAGAGAGGAGGAGCAGAAAGAAGAAAUCAGCCUAUCAGAGGGCAGCACAGUGGACCUGAGGAAGCCUGGCGAGGAAGAGGACGAGUACUCAGAGCUGGCCGAAGAGGCCAUGGACCCGGACAACUGCUUCCCUGACGUGUGCGUGUCCCGGUUCCAGUGCUGCGACAUCGACACCACGGCGGGUCUGGGCCAGAUGUGGUGGAGAACGAGGAAGACCUGCUACCAGAUCGUAGAGCACAGCUGGUUCGAGUCCUUCAUCAUCUUCAUGAUCCUUCUCAGCUCGGGAGCUCUGGCCUUCGAGGACAUCUACAUCGAGCAGAGAAGGGUCGUCAAGGUGGUGCUCGAAUAUGCUGACAAGAUCUUCACCUACAUCUUCAUCUUAGAGAUGAUGCUCAAAUGGCUCGCCUACGGCUUCAAGAAGUACUUCACCAACUACUGGUGCUGGCUGGACUUCCUCAUCGUCGAUGUAAGACAUCCGCCCGCCUGGAGGUUUUGUAGGUCCGGUUUGACCCGGUUCGCCUUCCGGCCGGACAGGAGCCACUUCGACACUUUGAGCGCCGCCCUGAGGAACUCCUGCGGCGGUGCAGCACUGAUACGACAGCCGGUGAACCCUGGGUGUAAAGAGGCGACAGCCGUGCCUCAGUGA